CAGCGCGCAGGCUCUGCUCGCCUCCAUCCCUUUCUCCCUGUGGAGACGCCGGCCCCCGCAAUCCCCUCCCCGCCUUCCUGCCCCGGCUGCGCAGCGCAGCGCAGAACCGGCAGCUGCGGCCGGAGCUGGGCCCCGUGCGCUAUGGGGCGCCCCACGUAGCUGCUGCUCAGGGCUCGCCGCCCGCGGGACCAGGCUGCGGGAGAGGCGCUAGCGGGCAAGAAGGGACCUGUUGGAUCAUCUAGUCUGACCUUCAGCACGACACAGCCUACAGAACUUCACCCAGUAAUUUCUCCAUCAAGCCUAUCACUUCUGGAAAGCGAAUCAUUACGUACACAUGCUAACUCAUCGGGACAUGCAGGAAUUAAUCAAACUGGCAAAUUUGUGUGGAAGAUGAAGUUUAUUCCUGCUUGAGACUGUCAUCCUAAAUAGUAAAUGAUAAAAGAAUGUGGGAUAAUCCAAGUCUCCGAUGUCUCCUAGCAAUAGCUUUCUUACAUUUGCUGAGCUUAAUAUAUAGUCAGGAGACAGAUGUUGCAAUGUCAGGUUUUCCAGAAGCACCAGGGAAUUUGAAAUGUAUCACACAUGACUUAAACAGAAUGAUCUGUUCCUGGGAUUCCACCUCCAGUGCAAACCUUGGACUGACCUAUAAGAUUUGUUAUACAAACAGUGAGCCCUUCUCUCCAGUGUGUACUGAAACUGAGGGAAAAAGGGCCGAUCUUCCAGUCGCAAUGGGCUCCACUAACAUACAGAUAACCACACUAAAUGCUUCUGGAACUCCUUUAGCUACUGAAACAUUUGUAUUGCCUGAGGAAAAUGUUUCACUUAUUCCACUCACCCCGCAAAUUCUUAAUCUGAGUGCUGACUUUUCAACUUACACAUUAUAUCUGAAGUGGAACGACAGUGGCUCAGUCUUCCAGCAUGAAUUAGAUGCCAGCUGGCAGAUUCAGAUUCUUUAUAAGGAAACAAUGGAGACAGUGACACUAAUUAAUUAUGAUUCAAAAUUGACAGGCAAAGACUCUAUUCUUUUUUGGAAUUGGACAUCUGACAUACCUUUGGAGUGUACUUCAUACUAUGUGAAAAUCAGAUGUUACAUUAAUGAGCUGUAUUUUACUGGUAGGAAGGAAUGGAGUGAAUGGAGCCCAGUUAGAACAGUUCCUGAAAAAGAUACUAAGCCCAUUAGCGCUAUGGUUUUUCCUCAAGACAAAGUGGUACUAGUGGGCUCAAAUGUGACAUUUUGUUGUUUAUACAAUGAAGGGAAAAGUGUAAAAUUCAUGAACUAUGGAUCAGAAAGUUAUCCACUCCUUCGCCUCAGCAAGUGGAGCAGUGCAAUCAAAGUGCAGAAUGUCAGUGCUUCAAUUCCUAGUGGGACAAAUAUAUUGUGCUCGCUGGUGCCAGAUGAUCUGGAGGGAACAGUAUUAUUUGUAGGAUAUGCUCCUGAUACUCCACAAAACCUGAACUGUGAAACACGCACCUUUAUUACUAUAACGUGUAGCUGGAACCCGGGCAGACCCACAGCACUGUACACGAAACGGCAAACAAAAUAUAUUUUAUUUGAAAGAAUAUCUAGAGAAAAAGUUACAUGCAAAGUAGAUGAAUUGAAUGAGAAACAUCACUGUGACUUUCCAGUGCAUGCCAAUCAGAAAAUCUACAAUUUCACACUAGGUGCUUCCAAUCCUCUUGGUCAGGCAGAAUCAUCGCUCUUAAUUGAUGUAAAUCAAAGAGUUCAUCUGGAAACUCCUGAUAAAUUCACUGUGAGCACUAAUAGUUCAACAAAUGCCCAUCUGUCUUGGUAUAUACCCGGCAACUUUAUUAAAAUCAGACUUUUGUGUCAAAUUGAAAUUAGCAACAGUAAUUCAGAACGACAGCUGAAUGUCUCAAUGGCCGGUGCAGAAAACUCAAAUUACAGAGCUCGGGUGGAUGCAUUACAUCCAUAUGGCACAUACACAUUCAGAGUACGCUGUUCAGCUUCUGAGUAUUUCUGGCGAUGGAGUAAAUGGAGUGAGGGAAAAAAGCUCACAACUUUGGAAGCCCCUCCUGCAAGAGGACCGGAUAUUUGGAGACAGAGAAGUCCUGUCGGAGAAACUCUAACAGUCUUUUGGAAGCCGUUACUUCUUUCUGAAGCAAAUGGAAUAAUACUAUCCCAUGAGGUAUCAUGUUACUUGCAAGAGAGAAUGCUAAAGGCUUAUGAAGUCCCUGUACCCUUGAACAGCACUGAAAUAAAACUUGGGGGAAAUGAUUGUUUAAUCAGUGUUACAGCCAAAAAUCGUGCUGGCUCAUCUCCCCCUUCUAGGAUAACUAGUGUGGAUCUUCCAAGUGACAAUGUCAAAACAGAGCUGGCAAUUGCAACAGGAAAUGGAAUUUACAUUUCUUGGCAUUCUGACCCUAACGUGACCUGUGGCUACACAUUAAAAUGGUGUAUUUCAUCUGGAUCUGAACCGUGUAUUGUGGACUGGGAAAUGUUUCCUUCAAAUGCAAUAGAUGCUGUGAUCAAAUCUGCUCUGUUUCAACCUGGUGUGAGAUACAAUUUUUCUGUAUAUGGCUGCAAACACAAUGGAUAUCAGUUAUUACAGAAUAUAACGGGAUAUAUGAAAGAAUUGCCUCCAAAGGUAGCACCAAAUUUUACUGUAGAAGAAACCUCUUCAGAUUCAAUAUUAGUAAAAUGGGAAGACAUUCCUGUUGAAGACUGCCAGGGGUUUUUAAAGGGAUAUAUUCUUUACUUUGCAAAAGGGGAGAAAGGUUCUUCAAAGACUAGUUUUAUGGAAGAAGGGUCUCCUGAGCUAACAGUUAAGAAUAUUACUGACCUAACGAAAAAGUCUUUGAGAAUACUUGAUCUUCAAGGCAAAACAAGUUACCGCCUGGACUUACGAGCUUAUACCCUUGGUGGAAUAGGCCCAUCGAAAGACCUGUACGUGGUGACAAAGGAGAAUUCCGUGGGGUUGAUCAUUGCCAUUCUCAUCCCAGUGGCUGUAGCUGUUGUGCUUGGAGUGGUGACCAGCAUCCUUUGCUACCAAAAGAGGGAAUGGAUUAAAGAAACGUUCUACCCUGACAUUCCAAAUCCUGAAAACAGUAAGGCAUUGCAAUUUCAGAAGAAUAUAUGUGAGGGGAACACAGCUCUUAAAACCUUGGAAAUGAACCCUUGUACCCCGAAUAGUGUGGAAGUGGUGGAAACACGAUCCACAGUCCUUAAAAUAGAAGACACAGAAAUUAUAUCCCCUGUAGCAGAUAGUGAGCUUCCUGAAGAUGGGUCUGACCCAGGAACAGGAAGCCACGUGGUGGUGUCAUACUGCCCACCAAUCAUUGAGGAGGAGAUCUCUAGUCCACCAAUAGAUGAACCUGUGGGAUCUUCUCAAGUCAUUUAUAUUGACAUUCAAUCAAUGUAUCAGCCUCAAGUUAAUCCAGAGGAAGAGCCCGAAAUUAACUUUGUCACUACAGCAGGCUAUAAGCCACAAAUGCAACUGCCAAUUAAUACUAUGAAAAUGGAGAGUCAUGCACCCACAGAAGAGGACUUAGAUAAAACUGCGGGCUACAGACCUCAAGCAAACACUAAUAUCUGGAAGUUAGACUCUCCAGACUCUCCUGUAUCAAUUCAAAGCAACAAUGAAAAUGGAUCUUUUGGAAGUCCAUGCUCCAUUAAUUCUCGACAGUUUUUGAUCCCCCCAAAGGAUUAUGAAGACUCUCCCACCCCUAAUAACACAGGGUGGUCCUUUACACAUUUUUUUCAGAACAAACCAAAUGAUUAACAAUCAUGGUAAUUGUCAUUUCAAUCUGAACCUGCCAUUCAAUAAGUUCUUGUUCCUAGUGUUGUCAUAUCAGCAUGGGUUAUCCUUGGAGACAGUCAGCAGGGUUUUUUUUUUGUGUGUGUGAGCUGAAUGUUACCACAUUUAAGUUAAAGUGUUAAUGUUCCAUUUUAAUACAGGCUAAAAACUCAAAGUUAUAGAAACACAAUUAUUACACUACGAAGAUAUAGGGGUUUUGAGGUUAGAUCUCCUCGUAAUCCUUGUCAAAGAACUCUGUCUGCUUUCAGGUUGUGUUUUGAGAUCAAUGUGAUCUCAUACAACCUGUUACUUUGAAAGGUGUUCACUUCUGUUGUUAACUGGUGAUUAUAAUGAAUAUUCAGAAUAACUAAAUCCAAAUCAGUUUACAGACCGUCUAGAUGAGGGUGAUGGCGGUAGGUAAACUUUCAGUGUAACAGUUGGAAAUUACAUGCUUAGAUUGGUAGUUAAUUAAAUCUGUUAUGUAGACAUUGAAAUUAGCACUUUAAUCUGUGCAUAGUUAAAGUCCCAUGGGAAAAAUAUCAUAAUAAUUUAACACUUUAUUAAGUGCUAUUCAUGUUUGUUGUUUGAUAACCAGAACACUAGUUUCUGUACCUACUGUACAAUGUUUAUUCAAUAUCUGACUCAGGGGUACAAACGUGGAAAAUGAGUGUAACACUGAUUUAAACCUCAGAAGAACUGCAAAAUGUUUAAACUUCAACAUUAAUUUUUUUAACCUUAAAACACUAUAUUUUGUCUCUUUUGGUUAAGGAGGUAGUAUUUCCUAACAUAUUGCACUAAUGUGUUUUGUAUUUUAAAGUUGCAGCUCCAGAUCUGCUACCUCAAAGAGGUUAAGCAUCUUUUUCUUCUAGAAAGACUAGUUUAGACCAUUAUUAGUCUAGAACUAAAGUGCCGUGAGCAGGCCACCCAAGUGAUUAGUCUCAUUCUUCAACAGCUGUUGGUUGCAUUUAGAGACUGUUCCAUAGAUUGCAUUUAGUAGCACUAGCUGCCUAGGCAGAUUUGCUCCACCAGUGAGAAAGGUUGGUCUUUAUCUGUAAUAGUCCCCACUAGCCAGGAAGACUCUCUGUGGCUAAACCCCAGAAACAUUAUCCACCAAACAGAGCACUUUUUCCAAAUCCUAGGUGGAAACAUAAGGUGGAAUUUCCUUUCAGGCAAAGGGGAUCCAAGGUAAGCUAACGCCACUAAUGGGUUUUAAUAGCUACUCCUCAGCACUGGUCACCCGAUGUAAUGGUCCAUUAUGGCAAGAUUAGCGUUUGUGUGUGGUUUAAAGAAAUGUUAAAAAUCAUCAUCUUUGAGUAUUUCUGCUUUCACACCUGUGUCACAUAAACCUGCUAUAAACAGCUCUAACUGUAAUACGUAAUGUAUAAACAUUUAGAUUGUGACAGAUGCAUCACAAGAACCAAGCCAUUACUUCACUGACUUUGUUUUUUAAAUUUUUUAUAACUUAAAUCUGUUUCCAAUUGUUACGAAAAAAAAAAUGGAGGGUCAUGUGAUACCGCAUUGAAGUAAAACAGUGUGCCCUUAAGCUCUUAGCUAAAUCCUUUUUAGGUCUUGAUUUCAAGCAUUAAUUUGUGGCUCCUCAAAUAAUUAAUUUGCAGAAAUAGCUUUCUAAACCGAGCACUGAGACAACCAGUCCUGCUGAACUUGGUAUCAGACCCCAGCUCUGAAGUAGUCGGAGCAGAUCAGGAAGGCAGGUCUCCAAAACCAAACACAUCCACUGCAUGUGGAACUGUGAUCUGGCCACCCAUCAGACGAAAAUUACCCUAAACCUGAUCACAGCAAUAAAUACUAAGAUUCUGUAUCUGCACCCACUCUUCUUUAUACUUCAGAGGUGGCAUAACUUACC
Gopherus flavomarginatus (Mexican gopher tortoise) is the source of this 5616-nucleotide messenger RNA. It is a transcript of the gene LIFR, whose product is annotated as LIF receptor subunit alpha. The record is from RefSeq and is a predicted model, not a curated record. Gene Ontology annotation, cellular component: membrane; external side of plasma membrane. Bases 444 to 3737 code for a protein of 1097 amino acids. Gene Ontology annotation, biological process: cytokine-mediated signaling pathway; immunoglobulin mediated immune response. The transcript is spliced from 22 exons. Gene Ontology annotation, molecular function: protein binding; cytokine receptor activity. NCBI's taxonomy places the organism in Eukaryota, Metazoa, Chordata, Testudines, Testudinidae.